CUGUUUCGUAUGUCUGGCCAAGAUAUCAGCAGCAAUGCAGUGUGUUGCUCAAAAAAUGGUAUCAUUUGAAAAUCAAGUUAUUUUCUGUAUUAAAACAUGAGAAAAAUUGUUAAUCGAAUCAAGUAAAAAUAUCCUGUCUUGGACGAAGUUCCUAUCAUAUUACUACUGCACUCAUCAACAACGAUGGAAGCCUCUGGGUCGAGAAAUUGCGCCAACUUUGAAGAAAAAAAUUCCAAAGAGUCAAUCGAGAGCCUGUGGGAAGAUAUUGAUGAUGGCGUUUUAUCAGAUAUAGUGCUUGAUAAAAGAUCUUAUGAAGAGCAAGAUAAUGAUUCAGCAGCUCCACCUGAAGUAAUACAAGUCAGCAAGAAGUUAAAAACAACUACUAGACCAUUGGAUCUCUUCUCCCCUGGUCGCGGAUACCUGUGGGUUUCUUCAUUAACGGCACAGAUGUGGUGUGAGCAGAAAUUACAUUACAGCCUCACUCUGCCAGUAGUGGAGGUGGAAAAACCAGCAAUAAGUAAAGGGACAGACUUGCAUCUUGCAAGAGAACUUGCAGAUCAUGAUGUGGUUAAAAUAAAAGUUACUUCCAAUGAAGAUAUCUGGGCAGCAAAACUACUCAAUCUUUACUCUCCAGUAAUCAGUUUUCUGCUUGGAACAAAGAUGAGGAGAGAAAUACCCAUAUUUGGAUUUCCAUUUAGUCACAAUGUUUUUGUAAUAGGAUUGAUAGACGAAAUACAGUUUGACCCAGAAACAUUUACUUUUGACAUCUUGGAAUUAAAGACGCGGUCUUCUUCUAGAACAUUGCCAUCAAAAGCUCAGAGCAAAUCUCACUCUUUACAAGUCAUGCUUUACAAGAAGCUAUUUGACGAUUUGGUAAAAGGUCAAAUUACAAAAUAUUCUGUGGCACAGCAUUUGCGUCUUGAACUGGACAAAAACUUUGGAGAAGACAUUAAUAACAGUAUUACAGAACAUGGGUUAUCUUGUCUUAAUUUAUCAGAACUUAUGGACUGUGUAUUUGAGAAAAUGAAGAGCCUUACCUGCAUAAACCAGUUGCUUCUCGAAUACUGCUUUCAAGAAGACAAUUCCACUAUUGGUAUAACAGAGGUGAAGUACAAUGAAGAGUGGUUAAAGGAGACAUGUGAUCAUUACAUGAAGUAUUGGAAAGGGGAAAGGCCAGUUGAAGGAGUAGAUAUUGAAGAAGCCUUCAAGUGCCAGUCUUGUGAAUUUGCAGAAGUUUGUGAAUGGAGAGAGAAAAAAUCAAAGGAACUAGCAAGAAAGAACUCAGCAAAUUCCCUAAAAUAAUACAAUUUUCAACCACUCCAAGCAUCAGCCAACGACUGGAUAUGAAGUGGA
Lingula anatina is the source of this 1353-nucleotide messenger RNA. Its product is annotated as exonuclease V. The record is from RefSeq and is a predicted model, not a curated record. Lineage: Eukaryota; Metazoa; Brachiopoda; Lingulata; Lingulida; Lingulidae. Gene Ontology annotation, molecular function: single-stranded DNA 5'-3' DNA exonuclease activity. Gene Ontology annotation, cellular component: nucleus. Gene Ontology annotation, biological process: interstrand cross-link repair.